Messenger RNA from Ruditapes philippinarum (Manila clam), 2177 nucleotides. RefSeq lists its product as uncharacterized. The coding region runs from base 230 to 1561 and encodes 443 amino acids. NCBI's taxonomy places the organism in Eukaryota, Metazoa, Mollusca, Bivalvia, Venerida, Veneridae. The record is from RefSeq and is a predicted model, not a curated record. The transcript is spliced from 2 exons.
GUACAACAUUGUGUCCUAUCACAUGUUAUGUGAACUUUAUUAAAUGCUGCAUAUUGGCCUUAUUCACUGUUGGCAGAAAACCAUCGCGACGUUUAGGAUACAAGUUUCAAUAGCGGUGGAUUUAGACGUAUAUUUCUUUGUUAGACAUUUUAUACAUUCAGCUAUUUAAAUCGAAAGUGGAGGUAUUAAAUGACGAUAUUUAACCAAAAAUAGGUCGUAAUUAAUAAAAAUGGCAACAGGAGGUUGUGAAGUCGCAUUGGAUGCAUUUCUGGAUUUUCAAUGUUUAACUUGCACAAACAAAGUUGGUGUGAAGUAUUGUGUUGAAUGUCAAGGUUACUGUUGUCAAUCUUGUGUCGACACACACUCGCGAUUUCCGACAUUAAAAUCUCACACACUACUUGACCGAUUAACUGAUGCAGUACAAGGAUUGUCGGUGACAUUGCCGACGGAGAUAUGUGCUAUUCACACCACCAUGUUAGUCAACAUGUAUUGCAAAGACCAUGAUGAGGUGGGCUGUUCAACAUGCAAGACAAUGAAUCACAGAGCAUGUUCAAAUGUCCAUUCCAUCCCUGAUGAGAUCGGCGUGUUAUUCGAUGCAAACGAACUAGAAGACACGAAACGGUGUUUAGAUAACAAUGAAAAACGAUUUAAAAGUAUCGAACAAAAAAAAGAAGAUGCUCUUAUAUGGUUAAAGAUGUCAAUAAAGGAAGCUGACACGGCGAUCGACAAUGCAAAACAAGAGGUUAUUGACCAUGUAGAGAAGGUUGCAAGCCAAUCCAAAGAGGAAGUGGUGAGAAAAUAUCAAGCUGCGAAAGAUCAGAUUGAAAAAGACACACGUGAAGCAAAUGAAACCAUAAAUGAUUUAAUGAUGAUUUCUAAAGGUUUAAGAAAAUCAGAGGGUAACAAAUCACAACAAUUCGUUCUCAUGAAAAUUGCGAAUCGAAAAAUGAAAGAAGCCAACGAAAAGGGUAUUCUCAAACAUAACGGACAGGUAAACAUCUCUUUUGAUGUAAAUUCUGUCAUCCAGGAUUUUAUUAGUGACAUCAAGAACUUUGGUAGAGUAAGCUGCCCACUGGGUAUUAGACCUUACUCUGCUGAGACAAUCAAAGAUAUGAAUGUUAAGUUACAAGACGAUAAAUCAACUUGUAAUAUAUUUGGAUCGUGUUUAUUAGAAGAUGGGACGCUUCUAUUAACAGAUUACAAUAAUAAAAGACUCAAGCGUGUGAACAUUGAAAAUAUGACAGUUGAUGGCUUUUGUAGUUUUGACAAGAAUCCCUAUUGUGUAUGUUGUACUAGUAAAGUCGAGGCCGUCGUUACUUUCUACAGCAGUUCAACGUUUAUUCAGUUUGUCACCGUUGGUGCACAACUGACACCUUCAAGAAAAAUAAACAUGAAUCAUAAAUGUCUAGGGAUUUCCUAUAAAGAUGAUAAACUUUAUAUCGCCAAUAAUGCCCAAUCGUUAUAUAUACAUGAUAUGUCUGGUAACGAACUACAAAAAAUAUCAACAGACAGCACAGGUAGUAGUUUGUUUAAUGAUGUCCGAGAAAUUUGUAUUCAGUGAUUCUAUACGAGGUGGUGUAGUUGCAGACUGGAAUAGAGGUGUUAUUGUUCUUGAUGAUCAGUAUCAGCGCAUUGCUGGAUAUUGUGAUCCCGAGUUGAAAGGUGUAUCAUCAGCAUGUACGGAUGGUAAAGGAAGCAUCUUUGUUUGUGGAUAUAAUUCACAAAACGUACUACAGAUAGGAUCUGAUGGCCAAAAGAUUAGUGAUGUGGUUGACAACUCACAUGGAAUACAAUAUCCCGAGUCAUUGUGUUUUGAUUCAAGCAGGUGUCGGUUGAUUAUAACACAAGGCUGCAGUGACAUUGUAAAAAUUAUUCAGAUGAAGUAGUCAGUGAACUUUACAAAAGCAGAUAAAAGAAGCUCAGUGACUUAGUAUCUUUCUUAAGUAGUGUCAAUUUUAUGUCUUGCAAAUUUAAUAAUAAAUUAAGUAGACUCAAAAUUGUAUACAUGUAUAUGUUUAUAAUUUAUAUAAUGACAUUCUUUUAAGAUUAUGCAGACUUAAUUUGAAAAUCAACCUUUUAAGCUUGAGCUUAAUCUGUUUUCACACUAAUAAAAUAUGAUGUAUGAUAAUGAGAAAAUAUGUUGUUAAAGUAGCUUAAAAGUAAAAAGUAGCAUACCA